ACCAAACAAAGCGAAUAAAAAAUAUAUUUUUUAAUAUGUACAUAAAUGCUAAAUAAAUAACGCAAGCAAAUCUACGCUCGUCUAUUUGUAUAUAUAUAUAUAAAUAAAUACAAACACACACACACAUACACAUACAUACAUACAUGCGUAUAUGUAUAUAUAGAUGAACGCGAUCGCGUGUAGUUGAAAUAAAGGCCAAAUCGAAGCGAGCGAAACUUUGGAUUAUACGAGUAUACGAGCACAGCAUUAAUUGGAUAUAUCUCUAUAUAUAUUAUAUAUAAAUAUAUAUAUAUAAAUAUAUUCACGACUCAGACAAAUUUGUUGGAUUACAACAUUUCUAUAUAUUGGAUUUAAACGGAUUGCUUUUGAAAAUCAAUAAAGCAAUCGGGCGACGGAACGUGCUAGGAUGAAGGCAAAUCGAGCCGAUUUUGGUCACAGCAAUUACCUCAAGCUCUUUUGAGAGCUGAGCAGCAGAGGCAGACAGAUAGACGGACGGAUAGACCGGCAGGCAGCCAAGCAGAGCUCGGCUGGUGUUUGGAAUUUUGGUUUUUCGCUACACUACAUGGAUCGCAGAAAUGGCGGCGAUCCCUUGGCGCCACCACGGCCCCCGAAGCUCCAACCGCGUGUGCAUCGACCAAGGGCGCCGGAGCCAACAGCGCUAGGUGGUGGCAGCAGCAGCAGCAGCAGCAGCAAUCAGCAACAACUGAGUAUUAGCACAACAACAACAGCAACAACCGCAUCGACUAUAAACAACAACAACAACAACAACAACAACAACAUUAUAUCCAUAAUACCCACAACGGCCGACUUCGACGACUAUCAGAUCCAUCAUCUGACAUUUCUGCCGCAGCGACCGAGCAGCCUCAGUCGCAACAGCAGCAACGCCUCCUCCUCGACGGCCACGGCGAACAGCAGCGCUGGUUCGAGUUCCAGUUUCACGCGUCGACGACCGCCAGCGCCGCUGCUAACGAACAACAACAGCAACAUAAGCAACAUAAGCAACAUAAGCAACACAAACAACAUAAGCAACAACAACAACUUCCUUAGUCAUUUCCAAAGCGCUGAGCCCGUGUCUCUGUUGUCAACGGGUCAGCCGCCCGCCUCGCCCGUCACGCUGGCUCAACCGCGACCCGAAUCCGAAAGGCUCACCAAUGAGUAUGUGGACACGCCGCUGCAGCAUGCAACACGCAGCCAGCAUCCGGCUGGCCAGCAGGAUAACGGGCAGACGACCACGCAUCAUCUGCUGCUGCUGCCGCAGCGACAUCAGCAGCAUCAACAGCGGCGUCAGCGACGGCAACAGCAGCAGCAGCGGCAGCAACAGCCACAGCAGCCCCAUCACAUUAAUCGAUUGGCGGCGGCGGCGGCAGCGACGGCAACGCCCAUGUCGACGUCGUCGUCGGCGGCAGCGGCAGCAGGCAUCGAUGGCUUAUUACAUUCGCAUUUGCAACAUUUACCCGCGCACCAGCAACACCACCAGCAGCACCUGCAGCACCUGCAGCACCACCAACCGCAUCAGUUAAAUGGCCAAACCAAAGCAACACCCGCCUCAAAGUUUGCACCGCCAGCACCACCGCGGCUUGGCUUUGCAACGGCGGCAGCGGCGGCGGCGGCAGCUGGACAGAUGCAGCCACCCAUUACCAAGCAGCCCGGCAGCAAGGAGCAUAUGCAGGAGCUGCUGCAGCAGCAACAGCAGCAGCAGCAGCAAAUGCUGCCCGGCAGCGGCGGCCAGCUGGGCGCCUCCAUUGUCAUGGGCGGCGAUCCGUCGCUGCUCAAUCCAAUCGUUUGUCCACGCUGCGGCCUCUGCCGCUGCGAGCAGUGCCAAAGUCCGCGUCCGCUGCCCCAGACCUGGGUGUGCAACAAGACGUGUCUGUGCAGCGCCGAGUCGAUCAUCGACUAUGCCUCGUGCCUCUGCUGCGCCAAGGCGCUCUUCUACCAUUGCGCGCGCGACAACGACAUGGACUGCGACGACGGCACUGGCACGCCCUGCGUCGACAAUCCCUGUUCCUGCGGCCCCUACAAGCGCACGCAGCGCUGGGGCUGGCUGGGCGCCCUGUCCAUUGUGCUGCCCUGCCUCUGGUGCUACUGGCCGAUGCGCGGCUGCAUCAAGCUGUGCGAGAAGUGCUACGCGCGCUUCGCUGGCCGCGGCUGUCGCUGCCAGGGCAACAUUGGCAGCGACGCGGCCAUCGGCUCCACCAGCAGCAUGAUGCCCAUUGUGCCGCUCGCCGGCGGCGGCGUUGGCGGCGGCCUCAACAACGGCGGCUCCAUUGGCGCGGCCAACGCGGCGCUGCAAUCGAAUGGCAAAGGCUUCGAUCAUGGCUGCAGCGCGGCCAGCAGAAUUCUGCGCAAAGGCGAUCUAACGCCAGAGAAGCGACUGCUCGACUCGAGUCCAGACUACUAAAGUGAAGAGAGAGAGCGAAGGAGGGAGGCAGGCAAAGGGCAAGAGAACGUGAGAGCGUGAGAGCGUGAGAGCGUGAGAGCUGGAGAGCCAGAGAGCGUAAGCGUUUUGUGCGCGUUUUUUGCCGCGCGUAAAAAACGCGACACAGACAGGAGUUAGUUGGAGAGUGCGGAGAGUUUGGAGAGCUGCAAAAUGUAUA
Drosophila hydei is the source of this 2594-nucleotide messenger RNA. It is a transcript of the gene sty, whose product is annotated as protein sprouty. Gene Ontology annotation, cellular component: membrane; cytosol. Lineage: Eukaryota; Metazoa; Arthropoda; Insecta; Diptera; Drosophilidae. Gene Ontology annotation, biological process: negative regulation of fibroblast growth factor receptor signaling pathway; negative regulation of Ras protein signal transduction; multicellular organism development. The record is from RefSeq and is a predicted model, not a curated record.